AUGGAGAAACAAGACAAACCCGACGACAAUCCAUCGCACUCUGCCCAUGCAAUUGAGGCGAACGUCUUCGAGAUCAACGAGAAGGCUCUGCUGAGGAAACUGGAUAGACGACUACUCCCUCCUGUGACGGUUCUGUAUCUUCUUUCAUUCCUUGAUCGGACGAAUGUUGGAAAUGCCCGUCUGGAUGGCAUGACUACCGAUAUCAAAAUGUCAGGAGAUCAGUAUCUCACCGGCUUGACCCUCUUCUUCAUCGGGUACGCCCUCUUCGAGGUUCCCAGCAACCUUGUCCUCAAACGUACCACGCCGCGUAUCUGGCUGCCCACCCUGACUCUCGUCUGGGCCAUUGUGGCAACCCUGCAGGGUGUCGUGCAGAGUUACCCUGGGUACCUGGCUUCGAGGUUCUUUCUGGGCGUCGCGGAGGCGGGCCUCUUCCCCGGCGUCGUCUUCUAUCUGUCCAUGUGGUACAAGCGGAACGAGCAGCAUUAUCGGGUUGCGCUCUUCUUUAGUGCUGCCGCGCUGGCGGGGGCGUUUGGAGGCAUUCUCGCGUGGGGAAUCGGGCAUAUGAAAGAUGUUGGCGGGUACAAAGGAUGGCGAUGGAUCUUCAUCCUGGAAGGUCUCGCCACGGUGGUUACCUCCGCCACUGCAUACCUGUUCGUAUACAACUAUCCGUCGACGGCCGAAUUCCUGACGGAGGCCGAACGCGAGUUCAUUAAGUUCCGCCUCAAGAAUGACAGUGAUGCCACACGCGAUGAGAAUUUCUCGUGGUCUGCCGUGUGGGAGGCAUUCUCGGAUCCCAAGGUGUGGUUAUAUGGACUUGGGUUUCACACCCUCACCUUACCGCUAUACACUCUCGCUCUCUUCCUGCCUACCAUCAUCGCUGAACUGGGAUACUCGGAUGCCCAGGCACAGCUGCUUACAAUUCCGCCGUACGUGGUGGCCACGGUCCUCACCAUCACUGUCGCCGUUCUCUCUGAACGGACCCGUUUGCGUGCCCCCUUCAUCGUCGGAUCAGCAGUCAUCGCCUGCAUCGGGUAUAUCAUGCUGUUAUCUCAGCAUCGUGCUGGUGUUUCGUAUGCGGGCACCAUCUUCGCGACGGCAGGAAUCUACCCAGCCGUCGCCAUCAUGGUAUCCUGGCCGGCGAAUAACGUCUCAGGCCAGACGAAACGGGCGGUCGCCAACGCAUUGCAGAUAAGUAUCGGCAUGCUGGGUGCGGUCCUGGGCACGCAGCUGUAUCGCACCGAGACCAGCCCGCGCUUCUUCCUCGGCCACGGCUUUGCUCUCGGGUAUAUGACAGCGUGUAUUUUCGUGACAAUGUGGCUGUGGUGGGUGCUCAAGUGGGAGAACGCGGCAAAAGCAAGAGUGAGAGAAGCCCAAGGGUUGGGUGCCUUGGAAGGAGAUGUGGGUGGUGCUGCAGAGGGAGAGUUUCUGGGAGACAAGGAUCCCCGGUGGGUGUUUCAGACGUAA
Messenger RNA from Penicilliopsis zonata CBS 506.65, 1464 nucleotides. RefSeq lists its product as hypothetical. Gene Ontology annotation, molecular function: transmembrane transporter activity. The transcript has 6 exons. Lineage: Eukaryota; Fungi; Ascomycota; Eurotiomycetes; Eurotiales; Aspergillaceae. Gene Ontology annotation, cellular component: membrane. Bases 1 to 1464 code for a protein of 487 amino acids. The record is from RefSeq and is a predicted model, not a curated record. Gene Ontology annotation, biological process: transmembrane transport.